GGGAAAUUUUAAAGCAUAUAUUCCCCUGCUAAAACCCCAGAGCCAGAAUUGCAGGGAGGAAGAGAGAUGGAGGAGAAGAUUCCCUUCAAGAAUCUCAGUAGCAGAGAGUAUCAAGGUCAUAAAAAGAAGGUGCAUUCGGUGGCCUGGAAUUGCACGGGCACCAAGCUUGCUUCCGGUUCUGUCGAUCAAACAGCUCGGGUUUGGCAUAUUGAGCCUCACGGUCAUGGUAAGGCUAAAGAUAUUGAAUUGAAGGGUCACACCGAUAGUGUGGAUCAAUUAUGUUGGGACCCUAAGCAUGCUGAUCUCAUAGCAACUGCAUCUGGUGACAAGACUGUUCGCUUGUGGGAUGCUCGCAGUGGAAAGUGCUCACAGCAAGCAGAACUUAGUGGGGAGAAUAUAAACAUCACUUAUAAACCUGAUGGGACACAUAUUGCUGUUGGUAAUAGGGAUGAUGAAUUAACAAUAUUGGAUGUUCGAAAAUUUAAGCCAAUGCACAGGCGCAAGUUCAGUUAUGAGGUAAAUGAAAUUGCUUGGAACAUGACAGGAGAUAUGUUCUUUUUGACGACUGGAAAUGGUACUGUUGAAGUACUCGCAUACCCGUCGCUUAGACCAGUUGACACCCUCAUGGCUCACACGGCUGGUUGCUACUGCAUUGCAAUUGAUCCAACAGGAAGAUAUUUUGCUGUUGGAAGUGCUGAUUCCUUAGUCAGCCUCUGGGAUAUAUCAGAGAUGCUUUGCGUGCGAACAUUUACAAAGCUCGAAUGGCCUGUCCGGACAAUAAGCUUCAAUUCCACGGGGGACUAUAUUGCUUCUGCCAGUGAAGAUCUAUUUAUUGAUAUAUCUAAUGUUCACACUGGACGAACUGUGCACCAAAUUCCUUGCCGAGCUGCCAUGAAUAGCGUGGAAUGGAAUCCAAAAUACAAUUUACUUGCUUAUGCUGGAGAUGACAAGAACAAAUAUUCAGCCGAUGAAGGUGUAUUUCGGAUAUUUGGCUUCGAGAGCAGUUAAUGAAGCAGUAGUUCUAGUUGGAAUAUUUACCAUUUUCUCCACAAACCAAGUAUUAGUAACUUAUGUAUUUGUGAAUUAAUGUUGUAAAACUUGAUUAUUGUUUUAUCCAAUAAAUGGAUUUGAAUUUCCAUAUUGUUUC
This is a messenger RNA of Theobroma cacao (cacao), 1147 nucleotides long. It is a transcript of the gene TEX1, whose product is annotated as Transducin/WD40 repeat-like superfamily protein. Gene Ontology annotation, biological process: mRNA export from nucleus. The record is from RefSeq and is a predicted model, not a curated record. Gene Ontology annotation, molecular function: protein binding. Lineage: Eukaryota; Viridiplantae; Streptophyta; Magnoliopsida; Malvales; Malvaceae. Gene Ontology annotation, cellular component: THO complex part of transcription export complex.